GUAAUCAAAGCUUUAAAAAUCAAGCCUAGAGCACCGGACAAAGUGAUUUUCCAGCUCCUACCAUGGGACAGGGUCUGAGCUUUCCAAAAUCGUGGCCUCAAUUGAACCCCGGAUUUUUUGGGGACAGCUCCUAAUGACCACGCUAUUCAUCGUCCACACGCGACUCUAUCUUCUUCUAUCUAUCUUCUUCUAUCUACCUUCACUUUUCCAAUCCUUAACAAUCGCGUAAAGGAAACGUUCUUUGUCUUCUAGUUUAUUCUCCAGCCGUCUCUAAUUUUCGCAAUGUCUUCUCCUCGCGCAGCUUCUCCCGUCAACUCGCCGGCCGCUACUGGCUCGAGCACCGGCCGUCCCUCCUCUCCUGCUCCUCCCGGAGGUGCCCGAACUGCCAUCCGACGAAGGGCCGCUGCCGACCAGAAGGAAAAGAUUGCAAAUGCGCGACCGAGCAGCACUCGCGCCGCUGGUGCGGGUGGUAGCAGCAGCACAAUGCUACGUCUCUACACGGACGAAUCUCCCGGAUUGAAGGUUGAUCCUGUCGUUGUCUUGGUUCUCUCUCUGGUCUUCAUCUUCAGUGUUGUUGCUUUACACGUUAUUGCGAAGAUCACUCGACGAUUCUCAAGCUAGAUGAAUAACGACGGUUAAUUGUGUUAAUGAGGGUGUUGUGUGACCACCGAAGACGGCGCGGUAUGAUCAACUGCGACUCUUCUUUGGAUGCGCAGAGGGCGAUUGACAGGCAGGAAAUAGGCACGGCAGCAGUGAUGUUGAACCAACUUUACUAGUUUAGAGUCAGUGCCCAGAUUCUAGCGGACUAGUCUCAUGUACUAUAUCAAAAUCUGGCAGGAUCGCGGAAAGUUUCUUUGCCUUAACUGAGAUGACAUUACACAGGCGUUGUGCGCAGUUGCUCGCGUUUUAAGAAAAUAUUAUUGCAAGUCAUAACGAG
Daldinia loculata is the source of this 937-nucleotide messenger RNA. Its product is annotated as Sec61beta family-domain-containing protein. The transcript has 4 exons. Gene Ontology annotation, biological process: intracellular protein transport. Gene Ontology annotation, cellular component: Sec61 translocon complex. NCBI's taxonomy places the organism in Eukaryota, Fungi, Ascomycota, Sordariomycetes, Xylariales, Hypoxylaceae. The record is from RefSeq and is a predicted model, not a curated record. Bases 283 to 621 code for a protein of 112 amino acids.